This is a messenger RNA of Dermochelys coriacea (leatherback sea turtle), 2523 nucleotides long. RefSeq names its product TNF receptor superfamily member 14 (gene TNFRSF14). Gene Ontology annotation, molecular function: transmembrane signaling receptor activity; protein binding. Gene Ontology annotation, cellular component: external side of plasma membrane; membrane. The transcript is spliced from 8 exons. The coding region runs from base 352 to 1182 and encodes 276 amino acids. Gene Ontology annotation, biological process: defense response to Gram-negative bacterium; immune response; positive regulation of T cell migration. The record is from RefSeq and is a predicted model, not a curated record. NCBI's taxonomy places the organism in Eukaryota, Metazoa, Chordata, Testudines, Dermochelyidae.
CUGCCUGUGUGCAUAUUUCACUUUCACUUUCAGUGAGUCUCGAGGGUGGACUGGGUUGGAGGUGGUCUCUUGGCUGCUGCUACUGGGCCGUCGGGCUUGGAUAAGACCCCGAACGGGAGCAGAAUUUUGGAAUAGUGUCCUGCGAGCGGGCCCAGGGAGCUCCCCGGAGAAGGGGGCGGGGGAUCCAUGGGACGGAUACCCCAGGACAGGGCGCUGGCACCAGGCUCACCGAGGCCAGCAGUUUGUUGCCAAUGACCGGGACCUGGAGGCCACGCUGAGCUGUAGAGGUCAGAGACUCCAUGCCCUGCGGGGGGCAGAAGCAGACACACUCUGAGGUCUGUUCUCAGGACCAUGCUCUGGAUUUUUGUCGUUUUCUUGAUAACACAACUACCCCAUUCUGAAGCUGUAAAAUGCUCUGCUGGCGAAUAUGAAAUAAAUGGCGAAUGCUGUCCCAUGUGUAGUGCUGGGAAUAGGGUGCUCAAACAUUGCAGAGAAAGCAGCAGCACAACUUGCAUGCCGUGUGUGAGCGAUACGUAUACAGAGCAUCCCAAUGGCCUAAGAGAAUGCAUGAGAUGUAAACUGUGUGAUACAGGAGCCCGACUGACGGUAAAAGAAAAAUGCACGUAUACGAGGAACACCGUGUGCGGCUGCGCCCCGGGGGAUUUCUGCAGGCACAUUGCAGACGGGGACUGUGAAAUGUGUAGUCCCUCCACCAUCUGCCUGCCUGGCUCUAUGGUGAAAGAACCUGGUACAUUAUUCAGUGACAAUGUAUGCGAGGUUUGCCCUGUUGGAACCUUCUCAGCAACCAACAUGUCACGCGCCUGUCAGCCAUGGACCAAGUGUGAAGAGGAAGGGAUGACAGAACAGAAGGCCGGGACAGCCACUUCUAAUGCAGUUUGUGUACAAAAAGGCCUUUCUGUCAAAGCGAUGACAUUGAUAAUUGUCCUUGCAGUCUUAUUUGUAUCUGCAGUGGCUGGAGCAGUCUACUUUUUAGGGUGGAGGAAGAAGAGGAAAUGUGGGUUCACACCUGCACAGGAGACAGGGGGUGAAUCUAAAGGACAGACUGAAAGACCUUUGUUGCAGAUUUUAGAGAAUGGGACUGAAAACGUGCCUACUCAGGAACAAACAAAGACAAGAGCAGAGGGGGAAGAAGGAAGGUCAUUGUCAGCCCAGCACAUAUGAUUGGAUUGGAGGCUUCUGAAAAUCCCUCUUCAUUGAAUUUCAGCCAUCAUCAUCAAUGUAACUUUAGUCUCUCUGGCUAAGGCCUGUUAUGCUGAAAUCUUCCUCACUGACACAUUGUUAGGUGGAAUGUCUGCAGACUCUGGGCUCUUGGGGCAUGUCUACACUUGCCAUUUAAAGCAGAAAAAAUGUCCUGUUUUGCACAAAAACUGUGGGAGCAUCUACACUUGCCAAUGACGGUGGCUGCUCCACAGAGCGAACGAUCGCCCGCUUGGACCCUGUGCUCACGCCCCAUUUACCACAAGACCUAUAGUCAAAAUGGAGAGAGCUGCACUGUGGGAUGCUGCUCUCACUGCGCUGCUCUCAUUGGGGAUGGAAAUGCUACAAAUGUAAACACUCUCUGAUGCCUGUGGAAGUGAGUACAGAAACCAGCACUUUUUUUUCACCGGUUCCCUAUCACCGGUGAAACUGUCAGUGCAAAAACUCAAGUGUAGCCAUACCUUCCACAAACACUUACCUGGUAUCCAGGACUCUCUACUGGACCACUUGCUCUUAUGACUAUACUGGACCAGGUGACCACAUAGUCAACGUGGCUUUUAUACAUAGCUUUAGUUUUAUAACGGCCACAGAGGGUGGGGACAGAAAUGUUGUAUUAUGUAAAUAAUAGCUCAUUAUCUCAUCCUACAUUAUAUCUGCACGUUUACUGUCUCUGGUUAAUCAGAUUUGCUUUGAACCUUCUCUAUGGGUAAGAUAAAAUCCCAGGUAAGAAGCAUGGUUGGAAAUAAAGCUAAACUGUUUUUAUGGUGAAGACUGGAGGGUGGACUGCACCAUCUUGCUACCCUUGAUAAAGCAGCAGUCAGAUGGCUGGACAAUCUAGGUAUGGAUUUGUGAUGCGUAUGAAAGAAGAAGACCAUGAAGUCACAUUCACCCCAGAGCAACUUUCCUGUCAGUGGGGAUAACAGGGGUUGUGAAGCUUCAUUCAUUAAUAUAUUUAAGCACUGCAGUGCUUGGAUGAGGGCUGUUACAAGAGAGAAAAGCAGCAUGAUUAUUAUUCUGUGGCAUGGUAGAAGUGGGUCUUGCGGAGGGAUUUGAAGGAGAGUGCUGUGGCCUUUUCGAUGAGUUUGGAGCAAUGAAGCAGGCAUACAGGAGCCAUGGAAGAAAGAGCCAAGGUGCUUGUGGGAGAGGCAGAUGAAUGGGUGAUGGAGGCUGCCAUUGUGGGAGGCGUGGGGAUGCUGGGGGCGAUGCAGUAAGAUACAGGAGCAAACAAGUAGGGAAAGGCUGCAUUAUGAGGAGUCUUAAAGGUAGGGAAGAGACACUUGUGUUCUAUAGAGAGCUGAAGGGUGA